Messenger RNA from Lecanosticta acicola, 807 nucleotides. Lineage: Eukaryota; Fungi; Ascomycota; Dothideomycetes; Mycosphaerellales; Mycosphaerellaceae. The record is from the annotation of a GenBank genome assembly.
AUGGCAUCGCCUAUCCAAUACUACGACAUUGCCUCUGCUCCCCCGCAGCAGACCUUCGCAGCCAAUCCAUGGAAAACACGAUUCGCCUUGAACUUCAAAGGUGUUCCAUACGAGACGCGAUGCAUCCAGAUGCCAGACAUUACCUCAGUACGAGAGAAGCUGGGUGUUCCGGCAAAUCGCACUCUCCCGGACGGCACCCCCUACCACACGUUGCCUGUGAUUAGUGAUCCCUCGACGGGAAAGCUCUUAGGGGAUUCGUUUGAGAUUGCGCUCUACCUGGACCAGACCUACCCUUCAGCUGCCACGCUGUUUCGUCCGCAUACGACCGGUCUCACUGCGGCAUUCAAUGCCCAGGUCGACGGCACUUUCACGAAAUACGCCAUCCUCUGUAGCGAGAUGCCUUUCGAUCUUAGCGUAGCAGACAAGGUCAAAGAGAUCUUCGCCGCGCGAGCUGGCUCGAUGAGCGUAAAUAUGCAACUCGAUGACAAGCAGCGCGAAGGCAUGCUCAUUGAAUUCGAAGCAUCAUUAGGCGAGCUGGCAAAAGCGUACCGCCACACGGGUGGAACGACGGACUAUUUCUGGCGGGCUGGAGGUACUGAUGAGGAGCAGAGGCAGCGUGGCCGUGACGAAGCAGGGCCAUGGUUGGAUGGCGAUGAGCCUUGCUACGCAGACUUCAUUGUGGGCGCGUGGUUGAAGAUGUUUGAGGGCAGUAUGAGAAAGGAGGAUUGGGAGUUGGUGAAGUCCUGGCAGGGUGGUUUGUGGGGAAAGCUUGUUCAAGCUCUACAGAAAUGGUCGGCCAUGAGGUAA